Chara braunii is the source of this 4479-nucleotide messenger RNA. Lineage: Eukaryota; Viridiplantae; Streptophyta; Charophyceae; Charales; Characeae. The record is from the annotation of a GenBank genome assembly.
GCCUGCGACGGAUUCGCGACGGGACGAGGGAGGGAGGGAGGGAGGGAUGAGGGACGCGGAGGAGCAGAUCGACGUGGACGACGACGUCGAGGAGGUUGCACGGGUGGGGUCGUCAGGGAGGGAGCGAGGGAAGGGCAUUGUCAGCGAGCCGGGGGGGAAGCAAGGCCAGUACUUUGCGUCGGCGCACGUGUCGGUUCGUACACGGGCAGGUGCGAAUACGGCUAAGGCGGGUUCGUCUGCGGGGAAGAGGAAGGAGAGAGAGGAGGGGGCCAGACCGACGGCAGCACAGAAGAGGAUGAGACAGAACACGAUCACGGAGUCAUUCACUUCAAAGUGGCAGAUGGAGUUCAAGAAGAGGUGGCUGCGGUUUGUGUACAGUCAGCGCCUGGCGUUCAACGUCUUCCGGAGCGAGCCGUGGUUGGACGUCGUCCGACACUUCAGGGAUUUGUCGGGGCCAGUGAAGGUCUUGUGGCCUUCAGAGAAUGAGAUCGCGGAUAUAGAGACCAUUGUCCACACGGCGGACGAUGUGGGAGCUGAUCUCGCGGAGGUCAGGGCUCCUUUCUAUGUCGCGGGGGCCACCAUUAUGUCAGACGGAAGGAAGUCACGCGACGCUAGACCCAUCGUUAACUUCCUUGCCGGCGGGUCGAGUGGGGUGAUGCUCGUCCGGACGAUGAACAGGGAGGUGCAUGUCUGCAACCAGAUGUUGUCAGACAUUGGCUGUUCGGGCCCGUGGUCCAAGGACAUCAUCGUGAGGUGGAGAGCGGUGGUGCGCUUCAUUAAGGAGCACGACACCGCUCUCCAUAUCUUCUGGGGGGAGAGCAGUCAGAUGGGCUUCAUAUAUCCUUGCGAGACACGUUUCGCAUCCGUGUUCGCGAUGGUGGAGCGUUUGCUGGCAGUGAGGUCAGCUUUGGAGAGGACGGUGGAUAGCGAUACUUGGGGUAUUGUCCCUUGGGACCAUUCCGUUCGUCAUACGUGGGUCAGGUGGCAGGUGCGACAUGGCAGUUGGUGGGAUUCCAUGGGCACCUUGUUCCGUAUCAUGGAGUCUGUGUACGACCUGCUGCGCAGGUUGGACCGCGGAGGGCUGCACAUGUCACGGGUGGUUGAGUGGACACAGGAUCUGGCCCGCCAGGUAGCAGAGGAGGUUUGUGCACUUCCGGCAGAUCUUGCAGACUACAUUGUGCAGAGUGUGCAGGCUCGAUGCGCUCACAUGCUGGAGCCGACGCACGCCGCUGCUCACCUUCUCUGUCCCAGCCGGCGGGACUUGCGGUACUUCGAGGGCGUGGUCAGCGACUAUGACGCAAGCUUGGUGAGGGAGGCGGAGACUUACAUCUUGUCGCAAACAGGUUUUAGUGUGGCGAGCAGCGACUACGAGACCGCAUGUGCGCAGUUGCGCGACUUCCACACACGGAGGGGGACGAUUGCUUGGGGGGGAAGAGACGGAGAUGGAGACAGAGAUGCACAGAGGUGCACGGGCGAUGCGGAGACGUACGAGUCCGGGUGUUGGUGGUCGAGGUACGGGCAGUGCGCCCCGCAGUUGCAGGUUAUCGCUCUUCGUGUGAYGUACAUGUGGACGUGKUCCUCUCCUGYGGAGAGGAAUUGGGCCGUCCACGAGGGUGUACAGACGAAGAAGCGUAACCGGCUUGAGUUCGAGAAGGUCACGAAGUUGGUUGAGAUCUCAGCCAACGUCCGCCUUCUCUCUCAUCAGCGGGCAGGCCGCGGGUUUGCGCUGCCGUGGACUCUAGAUGAGUCGUUGUUGGACGUGGAGGGAGCCGCCACAUUGCACCCGUACCCUCGAGACGACAGUGAUUCCGAGGGUUACGAGGACGAGGACGAGCCGGCAGGCCCCGCUACCGCCACUCCUGCGGCAGAUGAGCGUGAUGAGUGGAGCGACCCAGAGGACGUCCGUAGAUGGAGUGGCGGAGAUGACCUCUUCGUUCGAGUUGAUUUGGAGGAGUCUGGGGGUCGUCAUGAGAGCCCUCUAGCGCGUCCGAGGCCUACGUCCAUUGGCCCGCUUUCCGCUGAGCGGGAGAGAGAUCCUGGGUCUGCACCUUCGAGGGGGGCAGAGUCGGGGAUUGGCCAUCGUCCUGCUCGUGUUUGUACUAGCACGUCAUCAUCCACCGCUCUUCCCACUUCGACGGAGCAGCUUCAUCGACAACCAGCCGGUACAGAUCGAUUGCAGAGAUUGGUGAGGGGCCCGAGACAGCGAUUGGAGGACAGAUUAGAGGGCGGUCCUUCACCGGUGCAGGGGGACGACGAAGAUAGACAGGGGUUGGUUGGUGGAGAUGGUGGUGCGUUGGCCGGAGGUGGAGGCAGAGCUGAGGUUGCUGCGGCGGUUGAGGGGACACCGAUGGGUAGUGGAGGCGGUUUCAGUGAGUUUGGUGACAUGGGUAUGCCCCCGGGAGAGAGCGUGGGUCUGGCCCGAGGAGAGAGCGAGUACCAUGGGGACAUCCUUGUGGGUAUGCAGGACUUACUGGGACAGAUCAGCUUCGCGGACCCGAGUAGUUUCUCCCCUGCCAUGCGCACAGAGGUGAUGUUGGGGGCAGAGGGGGAUGAGGACCGGACACCCCCUGGAGAGACAUCUGCAGAGAGACUGGAAAGGCUUCAUAGUCGUCGAGCUGGCCUUAUGGCACAGAGGGACCCCAGGACGCAGGAGCUCGCCCGUCUUGCGGCCGAGGAGCGACGGAGGCAGCUGGGGACAUUUACGCCGGCGUCCGUUGACGUGGGGCCAGCUGCCCACACGGAUCCUCCGGCAGAGGUUCACGACACGACGCAGCGGGAGGCGGCUUCAGCAGAGGUUUUGAGUACGGGAGUAGAUGUUCAGCAGGGGACGCACGAGAGCGGGUUGGCACCGACAGAGGAGCCACGUUCGGAGCCGGUGCAGCCUCCUGCCGUCCAGCUGAGGCCCGAGGAGACAUUGCAGGAGGUCGCUGGCGUGCCUCUGCCCGCGGGUUCAGUUGAGGGUGCCAUGCAGAUGUCCCCGGGUCUGGAAGACAUACAGACGGGGCAGUCAGUGGGCAUUGAUGAUAUUCGCCCAUUGGCACAGGCGGAGGGGAUAGCGCCGACCACCGGGGGGGACGGGGCUGUAGUGGGGGCCGUUGGUGUUGGCGGGUCGGGGGUGCCGUCCGCGGCCGAUCCGAUGUCCACGUUCGGAGGGGGAGACCCCGCACAGGCGGACAGGCGUGACGCGGACGGACAGGAGAUGCCACAGACUUUGGUGGUUCGCACUGCUGUGGGGCCAGUGAAGCCACAUCAGGCACCGUUUUUGGAGGGUUAUAGGCGUCGUGCACAUGACGGUGGCCCGGUCGAGGAGCGACAUGUAGGCAGGGGCGCGUGCAUACCCCCAGGCCCUACUCUUGCGCCGUCAUGGACGAGGCCGAAGAUUAGGCAUGUGGCUACGCCUCGGGGCAGCCUCCCUUUCGGUCUUAUGACCGCUGACGAGUUGGAGGAGCACGGCAGGAGGGAUUUGACGAAGAUCGACCAGCGCGUUUUGAGGUCAGUCCCAGAGGAGGGGAAGCUGCCUCACGUGCAGGACUUAUCUUGGGGGCCAGCCAACCCCAGCUUACCUUCAGGGUGUUCCAUCUCAGCGCCAUCUGGCGGGGCUGCAGGGGGCUUACCUUCUGGAGGUUCCGUCGCAGCGGCAUCUGGCGGGGCCGCAGGGGACUUACCUUCUGGAGGUUCGGUCGCAGCGCCAUCUGGAGGCGCCACAGGCCCUUCGUCACCCUUGACCGCAGCUCCGAGGGAGGGCGGCAGUCUCACCCAAAGGUCGGUUGCCUGUAGACGGAGAGACACUACCCAGCGUGCGCGGGAGUUGCUGGACACCAUGUUGUUCGGUCGCAUUGAUCGACCAUGGAGCGAGACGAGACGGGUGACGACGGUGAGUGUCGGUCGUCAGCCAGGUUUGAGAGGGGCUUCCACGGGCGUGAGACGUCGAGAUGUUGUAGCUUCAGGGUUUGGUGGUAGAGGCGAUGGCGGCGGUGGCAGCAGUGGCCAGGGCGACGGCAUACGUGAGGGUGCAGGCGGUGCUGCAGCGAGCGCAGUGGAUCCGCCCUUGACGUACGAUUUGAGAGAGGCGUCGAUUAUUUUGCAGGAGCCUGACGUUGUUACACGACCGAGGCAGGAGAGACACGUGUCCUUAGAUCGACGUCAGGAGGGGGAGACUUCACGGACAGACGGUCUACCUAUGGCACGCGAGUCACGCCGACGUGAUGACCUAGCAGCCGCAGGUGUAGGCAGGACGGUGAGAGGCAGGAGACUCAUUAUGGACGACGACCCCGACGAGCGUCCCGUCGCUCCCGAGCCUUCCGCUGGCAGACGCGGCGGCCAGCGUCAGAGAGAUCGAGGACGUGGCAGUGGUCAGUCCCACGGACGAGGUUCUCAUCGGUCCGAGCGAGAUCCGCGUGCGCACGACGAGUGAUGACGGAUUACGGACUUGCGUUUUCGUGACUUUCUCAGUGUACUUUAGUUUUUUGUUAUCCAUGA